Trematosphaeria pertusa is the source of this 1208-nucleotide messenger RNA. RefSeq lists its product as uncharacterized. The record is from RefSeq and is a predicted model, not a curated record. The annotation marks the transcript as partial. Gene Ontology annotation, molecular function: ATP binding; protein kinase activity. The transcript has a single exon. NCBI's taxonomy places the organism in Eukaryota, Fungi, Ascomycota, Dothideomycetes, Pleosporales, Trematosphaeriaceae. Gene Ontology annotation, biological process: protein phosphorylation.
AAAGAUAGGCACAACUUGGCUCUUUCAAAUACCCCUUUUUUCCCUGGGUUCUGGCCUGUUACGCUUUCCCAAAAUCGCCCACAGACCUCUUUGCCUAGCCACAUCAUGGGCGAAGACAUUCCAACCAACUUACAUCCAUUCCUCGCCGAGUUCUUCAAGAACUAUAUCACCGUGGGCAUGAUAAAUGACCGUGGCCUCACCGGGCUGACGUGUUAUUGCCUUCGACAAAAAGACGCCGCAUCAGUAUCAGCUGACGAGAUCCACAAAUUACGUCAAAAGCUGCUCGCUGUCAAGAUACCGAAAGUAGCGAGCGAUGGCAACCGCAAAAUGAUCGCGAACGAAGUACGAAGUCUCGAAGCCGUCCGCGCAAGCUUCGAAAGUUUGCCGGGUGAUGCGAGUGCACGGAGGAACUUUCUCCCCACUGUGGAUUUCGAGAAGAGCUCAUCGAAGGAGGACGACGCCAAUUCCAAAGUAUCGUGGUUCGUCAUGGGGACCGUCGAGCCGAGUAUUACGUUGACGAACUUCUUCACCGAGCUCAAGAAGGUUGCGGACGAUGCGAUGCUUGAAUAUUUCCGGGCCCACGUCUUCCUCGAAAGCCUCCACAUGCUGGAGCACCUCCACAACACUUGUGGCGUAGCCCAUGGCGACUUUUACCAGAAUAAUCUCCUCGUGGAAAUCCCCCCGAAGGAGGCAUCAGACCGACGGCAUUCCUUUCCGCCUAUUCGCGUAAUCGAUUUUGAUAGAGCUGUAUACGGGAACGGGAAUGAAGAGGCCAAAGCGAGCGCCCUUCGUCGUGAUUUGACGGGAAUGUUCAAGGCGGUGAACGACCUAUUGCCGCCGAAAGAGGAGCUUGCCUAUGCAAGGGCUCAAGACGGGCGGAGCGAACGACUCAGACGCUGGGACAACGAGCUUCAGGUUUAUAAUUCCAUAGUAGCUGAGGUCCCCAGUGUAGUCAAGACUGGCAUAGCGGAAGUGCGGGACGCGCUCGAAGCGAUCGCGAUAGGAGUAAGGGAGGAAGCCGGCGCCGAUUGCGUGAGGAAAUUCUACGAUGCCGCUGAUAGGAUAGCUGAAAUGGGCGUCACGGUCGCGAAUAAGCGUCUGAGGCAUGCGGUGGAGGAAUGUCAGUCUUGAUGAGACGUGCAUAGAUUUGGAAGGGCAUCGACUGGUUUUGAACGGAAAUUUCAAUCAUUGCUCCGUAGAUAAUCAGU